AUACCUUCACCUAUUCUUUUCCCCCUUUCGCGUGUUUGGAUGCUUCUGUUUCCAUAUCUGUAUAACUAUUAACUAGUUCUUAGCUGAUGCAUACCUUAAAUGUCCGCCCCUAUUAACUUUAAAAAAUAGCCUUCCGACAAACGCCCCAUAUUAAGAUAACACAUGCUAGCCCUUCCGCCAAAAUGAAGCACUUAAUUAAGUGCCUUCCGCCAACAUGGAGCAAGCCAUUUAGUGGCUUCCGCAUAAGAUGCUACCCUUCCGCCAAAACAUGCUAUUUAGCACUUAAUUACUAGUUAAAACAUGCUAGCCAUUUAGUGGCUUCCGCCGAAGAUGCUACCCUUCCGCCAAAUAUGUUAAUUAGUGCCACUUAAUUAGUGCUUCCGUCAAACAUGCUAGCAGCUUCCGCCAAACUCCUUCACCUUCCGCCAAACAGGAAAAAAUUAGCAGCGGCCUUCCGCCAUCCGGACAGAGAGGAGGGAUACAUGGUGGCUUUUGAUUGGCCAGAUGGAUUUCCGGACUCCCGCAAAGCUCCCCCAGGUUUGCUACCAGUUUGCCGGAAUUCAGACAUCCGGACGCGUCCGCGGACGUUUGAGGGAUAGCACUGGAUGGCAAGUGUCCGGACUCCCGCAAAGGACAUAUACGGAUGAUUUGAGGGUCCACGUUGGAGAUACCCUUAGAAGCAGUCUGGAAUUAUUCUUGGAAUCAUGUCUAUGUUUUAACCUCGAAGUUUCCUUUAUUCACAUAUAAAAUGGUUUUAAAACAAGGGGCUGCCUUCUGAUUUCCGUUAUUACAAACCAUUAGGAGUUCGUUACAGCAGGAAAAAAACAAAACAGAACAGAAUUCGUGUUAUUUCCUAUUAGAAGAAUGCCGAAAUGGAUCACAAGCAUAAAGCAAAAGCGGCCAAAACCUGGAACCAAAGGUUCUUCCGGUAGGAUUGAUCUGUACCUAAUGUUGUCAUUGCUAAUUACACAUAACUUUUAACCAUUGAAACAAUGCCGAUUUGAGAUAAACUCAUGUCCUAAUGCUGUAGAAUAUUUUAAAUAUACAGGGAACACGACAAAAUCAUAGUUGUAAUGCGGCGAUAUUGGCGAUUACAGUUUAAUAUGUCAACUCUUCUGAUAUUGGGGAAUAAAGUUUGAUAUAUCAACUCUUCUGAAUACAUCCACCUCUUUGCUAGGUACUUCCGGAUGGACCCGCUACCUGGACGAAAUGCACUUGUACCAUCUCAGCCAGGCGAGAAAAUUGUGACAUAUCCUGUUCGUCCAGUAGAUACCUCAACAGAUUUUGAAGGAACAACAAGCCUUCAACCAACUCAACCGCCAUCGGGAAACGGACCUCCAGGAGGCCAGCCUGUACCAAGACAAAUCCCAAGGCAAAUGCAACAGCCUAUGGGUGGUAUGCAAAGAAUGCCUCCUGGUGCAAACAUGGGUGCCUUUGGCGCAGCACCCCAAGCAGGCAUGGUUGGGAUGAAUCCCGGUAACAUUCCAAUGCAGAGAGGCGCAGGUGGCCAGUCUCAUCCACACCAGUUGAGAAGGAAGGCUGAUCAAGGGAUGGGGAUGCAGAACCCUGGGUACCCUCAGCAGAAGAGGCGCUUCUGACAUCCUCCCUCCUAGGCACCGACUGAUAUAAAUGUACUCAUGGCAUCAUCAUGUAUGUACAUCUUCCAGAUAGAUAUGCAUCGUCUGGUGGCCAUGUAAGCUUGUUGUUGUAGAUUUAUAGUGCUUAUCUGCUAGCUUGGUAAGUUAAAGUAGCUGUAAGGGUCAUUGUAGAGGAAAUUUGGAUGAUUGCCUUUUACAGCUACUGCGCUAAGCUGCUCUAUGCAGAAUAUUGACAUUCUGAAUUCUGAAUAUACAAGACAAGCUGGUAGACAUGCUAGUUUCAUUCU
Messenger RNA from Triticum urartu, 1885 nucleotides. Lineage: Eukaryota; Viridiplantae; Streptophyta; Magnoliopsida; Poales; Poaceae. The record is from RefSeq and is a predicted model, not a curated record.